AGACAGUCGAAGUUCUGAACGUCUGAUUGGUGGCUGGGUGGUCCGUGUCCUCUUUGUCCGGCAUUUCCCCCCUGUCCAAAAUUUCGAGGCCACGAUUCACUUGAGAGUUCCGAUAAUGCUAGAAUGAGCCCCCAGUCGCCACAUAACCUUAUACUAAACCAGCUGUUGUGUGGUUUCGCCUCCCCAUGUGAAUCGUUCUCUGAUGUGCUCAUGAUCCUUUUGCACUAGAGUAUUGAAUGGGCUUUCUUCUCUAUAUUUGCCAUUCUCUCCCAGGCUUUUCUGUCCUUACCAGCGAGCUUGAACGGGGACGGAAUCCUCAUCUCGAUAGCUCUUUGAUCCGGCAGCCAUCAUGAGCUCCGACUACUCGUACGACGAGGAGGGCACUCUCUGGCCUUUCUUCGCCUUCACCCUCACCUCACUCGUUACAGUUCCUCUCACAUAUGUCCUCGUCAAUCGCACGCGCGACCCCGCCGCUUCCUUCCCGCGCAUAAAAACCGACUACCGUCCCAAGCAUGGCGACCUUGUCGAUGCCCAGCGCAAGCAGGAGAAGCGCAAGAAUCGCAAGAUAUGGCUGGCCCUCAUGGUUGUCGCCGGAUGGUCUAUAAUGGCCUAUACCAUGUACUUGAUCUACGUCACACCUGUCCCGACACGAAAGCUGUGGAAUCCCUACGAUAUCCUGGGACUCUCCGAGUCGGCCACCGAGAAGGAGAUCAAGAGUAUUUUCAGGAAGCUGUCGCUCAAGUUCCACCCUGACAAGGUGAAGCCCGACCCGGCCAAGAACGAAACUAUGGAAGAUAUGAAUUCGAGAUACGUCGAGAUCUCCAAAGCCUACCAAGCACUCACCGACGAGGACGUCCGGAACAACUAUAUCCAAUACGGCCACCCGGACGGCAAGCAGAGCUAUAGUAUCGCUAUUGCACUGCCCAAGAUGAUGGUUUCCGAUGGAAAUGGGAAAUACGUCGUCCUCCUCUACUUCCUGCUCUUUGGAGUGUUGCUGCCGUACCUUGUUGGCUCGUGGUGGUAUGGUACCCAGAGACGGUCCAAGGAAGGCGUCCUGAUGGAGAGCGCGAACCGUCUCUUCCGCCAGUACGAGGACAAUAUCGACGAGGGCGGUGUCAUAACCGCACUUAGCUCGGGCAAGGAAUACGAGGAAGUUUUCAAGGGAGAUAGGGCCGACUCUGGCCUCUCCAAGGUAGAAUCGAGGAUCCUGGCAGAGGGAGAGACAUCGCCAUUCGUCGGGGGGCUCUCGGUUAAAGAGAAGGAGAAGCUCGAGGACCUCGAGAGUGGCCCACGGAGAAAGGCGCUCGCCCUACUAUGGGCAUAUCUCGGCCGCGUUGAACUGGACGAUGAUGCCUUGACGAGGACGAAGUACGAGGUCGGCCCCAUUGCCCACUCUCUCACCAAAGCCUUCACGGCGAUCUCUCUGGCCUAUGGCAAUACCGCCCCUAUCCUCGCUUCCUACUACGCCAGCCAACUGCUCCUUCAAGCCAUGCCUCCAAAGUCAUCACCCCUCCUCCAGUUGCCCUACUUCACGGCAGCGAUUGCCAAGGCUGUCGAGGGAGACUCCAGGACCCGCAUGACCGUGCAGGCGUUCCUAGACCAACCAGAUUCGAAGCGGCGAGAGCUCGCUGUCGGCAAGGACCGCCUGUCGGAAGAUCAGUACCAGGCAGCGGUCAACGUCGCCAAGCAGCUCCCCUAUCUCCGUGUUGCCAAGGCUUUCUUCAAGGUUGCGGGUGAACGGUUUAUCAUCCCUUCUUCGCUCGUAACCCUCGUCGUGAAGGGCCGCUUCGCCCCUCCUGGCAGCGAGAACAUCCCCGCAGUCAACGAGAUCGAUCUCGAGGACGUCGACCCGGCUGAGGAUGAUCUCGACGCAAUUCUGGGCCGGAAGACCAAAAAGCAGAUCGGCAAGGAUGAGAAGGGAAAGCCAAUCCUGUCGACCGAAAAUCAGGACCCCAUUUUCCCGCCGCUCGCCUUUGUGCCGCACUUCGCACGCGAUCACUCCCCACGCUGGCACGUCUUCUUGACCGACUCCAAGCAGGGGAAGAUGGCCGUCCCGCCAUUUACCUUCACCCAGUUUGAUCGGCCCAUCUUCGAGGCCGAUGGCAAGACGCCGACGUUCGCGAUGCAGACGCUCAAGGCGCAGUUUCAGGCCCCGCCGCAGGCUGGCCACUACACAUUCGUCAUGCACGUCGUAUGCGAUAGUUAUGUGGGCUUUGACACCAAGAUGGAGGUUACUCUAGUAGUUGAGGAGGCCAGCAAGGCUGCGCAGAUGGCGGAUGAGGAGGAGAUUAGCGAGCCCGAAGAAGACUCUCUGGCCGGGAUUAUGAACGCCGCUAAGGGCGGUGCACCGCCUUCGAAGCCACGGAAGAAGGAUGAAGAGGAAUCAGACGAGGAGAGCGGCACCGAGGAAGAGAUUGACGACACCAGUGACACGAACACCGACACUGAGCCAGAAAAUUAGACUAGUGGAAUUUGGGUGUACGUAUAGCACUUGCUUUGUAUCUAUCUAGGAUGCUAUGGGUGGCGUUUGAACGGGCUUUUUUUUUCUAUAGAAAUUCUGCACUGCGCUCGUAUCCCCCGUUUUCGAAGCAUUAUUCUUCCGAAGUCGGUCAUCCCACUGGGCAUGCCACAUACUUAUCUGGUGGAAGAAGUUCUGAUGGUAGAUCAGCUCUCCCCCCUAACCAUGACUGCUCCUACCUAAUUGGAGCACAUCUUUGGACAUAGGGCGCUCUAGUCUUUGUUGUAUUGAAUGUUGAGGAAAUCGAAGACUUUCAAGAGUUCAAGUCGCGAUCAGACCGUUGUCCGUAUAGACGGGAAGCCUCCUAUCAUUCUCGUCUAAUCCAAUCUAGUCGAG
Phialemonium atrogriseum is the source of this 2854-nucleotide messenger RNA. Its product is annotated as translocation protein sec63. Gene Ontology annotation, molecular function: RNA binding; transmembrane protein transporter activity. Gene Ontology annotation, biological process: post-translational protein targeting to endoplasmic reticulum membrane; SRP-dependent cotranslational protein targeting to membrane. The record is from RefSeq and is a predicted model, not a curated record. Gene Ontology annotation, cellular component: Sec62/Sec63 complex. NCBI's taxonomy places the organism in Eukaryota, Fungi, Ascomycota, Sordariomycetes, Cephalothecales, Cephalothecaceae. The coding region runs from base 350 to 2461 and encodes 703 amino acids. The transcript is spliced from 3 exons.